Molecule: messenger RNA, 2826 nt
Organism: Gadus morhua (Atlantic cod)
Lineage: Eukaryota; Metazoa; Chordata; Actinopteri; Gadiformes; Gadidae
Product: lymphocyte-specific protein 1
Exons: 12
Coding region: 202-1533 (443 amino acids)
Source: RefSeq, a predicted model, not a curated record
CAGAGACUGGACGCCUGCUCCUUUAGAGAGAGAGAGAGAGAGAGAGAGAGAGAGAGAGAGAGAGAGAGAGAGAGAGAGAGAGAGAGGAGAGAGAGAGAGAGAGAGAGAGAGAGAGAGAGAGAGAGAGAAAGAGAGCGAUAGAAAGGGAUUUCACAUCUGGACCAGAAUCUAGAUCAGGAACCCAACAGAGACAGUAAGGCCAUGUCCAGCUCCAUCAAGAGAAGACAAUCCAACAAGCAGGGCUUGCAGAACCUCAUAAGGGUGACAGCCCAACGCAGCCAAGAGGAUGCUGAGGAGGUGGAGCGCGAGCGCAGACGGAGAUCCAGGGAGCAGCCCAAGGAGCAGUGUGAGCAUGGAGACCAAGGGGGCAGGCCCACCUGGGGCCCGAGCCCUAACCCGCCACAGGACCCCACACCUCCAACAGCACAGUACGACGAGGAAGUGAAACCUCCUCAAAGCCGAUUGGUUCUGGAAGAGGAUGAGGGCUUUAGCGAUUGGACCCAAAGGUUGGAGAACCGUAAGGAAAGCCUACUGAGGCAGGAGCACAGCCGGAGGUCUGAAGAGAGCCGUUUCACUCACAAGCAGAAGCUCAAACACCAGGAGGAGGAAGAUAAAAAGGCGGAGGGGCCAGAGACCCGAGGCAGCAUCACGACUCCAGGAACUUCAAGAUACUCAGAGGAAAAGAUAUGUGACAGGAAAAAGGACAUUGUGAUAUCAUGCAGCUCCUCCGUCUUGAAUUUACCCCAGAAGGCGAGGAGCCUAGCGCCCAAGGUCCUGCCGAGGAACAUCAGCUCUCUUGAAUCAGAAACGACGAGGCCCUGCUCGCCCACUCACAGAGACCUGCACCUGGUGGAUGGAGAGGGGGCUGGGGCCUUCAAGGGUCUGGAUGAGGCCUGUCAAACACACAGGGACCGAGGGGAGCGGGUGGUGGGGGAGAGGAAACGCAGGAAGGCAGAGCAGCCGCACGAUAUGGCAGACCUCCAUUACAGCCUGGAUGAAAGAUGUCGGCUUCAGGAUGUGGAGGCGGAGAGUCACAUGACCAUACAGGAAGGAGAAUUGGGCAGUGAGGAGGGUGAUCAGCUGACGCAGACCUCACACAGUAACCAUGGAGACACGUUGGAGACAAACCCCUAUGGGCCCAUGGGCCCAACGUUUAAGAAACUUCUCAUUCGGUUUUAUCCCAAAACGGAGCCCUUAACUUGCUCGUUGAAUAAAAGCAUGAGAAGAACACUGUCACCUACAGCUGAUUCCAAGAUUGAUGACUACACACAUGAUUUCAAGAGCAAUGCUAAAACAGCUAAACCACCGGCCACAGAACUUGCCAAUCCCAGUGAGCCUGUUUCCUUCAAGAAAAACCUGUUCGAGGCUGGUGAUGCAUGGACCCAGAACUCGGUUAAGGUCACACUGUCCAAGGAUGCCGAAGGACUUAAAGUGGGCGUGGCUGACCUCAUCAACCAAUGGGUGAAGGCAAGCCCAGAUGGCACCAGAAGCAGUUCCCCAACCAAACCAGCACUGUUAAUGUUGUGGCCUUAACGGGUUUAGUUCAGGAUUUGGUCUUCUGUAAUCCUUUCUGGGGUUGGACAAGUGCCUUUCAGUGAUCCCCCGUAUUUACCUGGUACCGGUAAGCCUUGAUGUUUUUUCCCAGGUGCUGGAGCAUGAGCUCCACAACGCAACAUAAUGCACUCUCAAAAUAAUGCAGACAUUAAUUUAUUUACUUGUGAAUAUCUGGAAUACACUAUGUACAAACAAGAAUUAAUUUCAUAUUUUACCACGAGUUACUUCAGCACAAUUCUGGUCCGAAUACUUGUUUCUUCUUCUGCUGGGUUGUGCGCAGUGAUACAGGUAGCACUGAGAGUAACAACACAGAAUUUAUACAAACCUCCUGAGAUCAUUUUUGGGACAUGAGAAAGUGUCUCCACAACAGCUGGGAUUAUCAAUGAUUCAAGCCACAACCAGAGCUCAUCCACCAGAGAUGUCAAGCCUCCAAAAUUAGAUUAAUUUUGCAGCAUAGACACUCCCCAUCCGUUGCCAUACUUAGACAUGCUUCAAUGGAGUUACACUUACAGAUCUAUUACCGGAGUCGCAUCUACCCAAACCAAAUUGUAAGCCAUUUCAUCAUCCCUCUUUGCACAUCCUGGAUGAGUUCAUUCUCUUCAAAUUCAGGCUGGAACAAAUAGGGCACUGGAUCAGUGUCCAAGAAGGAAUAAUCAUCCACGAUUGUUCAAAUAAAAAACGUGCUUUCCUGCAAGCUUUUCUUAGGUGCUUCUAAUAAAUUGUGUUGCUAUUGUCGGUCUACCUGUAUUGUUGCACAAUGUCCAGAAGAAGAAGAGGUUAUUUGGAACAAAAUAGUACUGAAUUAACUGCUUGUUAAAUAAGAUGAAUUCUCUUUUUUUGGAACCUUGAAAUAGUGUUGCAUUAUCCUGAUUGUUUAUUAAGCUGAGUUGUUGGGCGUAGAGCUCUGGAACCUGUGAAUGUACAUCAGAGAGCUCAUGCUAGCUGGUACCGGGUACGAACGGGGAGAUCCCUGAACCCAUUGAUCAACCUUUAUUCUCCCCGGGAGGAAUCAAAAAAGGCGAAAAAGCAAGAAUCCUGAACUUACCCAGGUCCCAUAUUUAACCUGAUCUAUCCAGCACACAUUAAGGUGGACACGCCCACUUGUGAUGUCACUAGAGGCAUAUUUUCAAAACGGCUUGUAAUGGCGAUUCACACUCACACCUGGUAGUAUUAUAUGGGACCUUUAACAUUCCUUGCUGUCUAAUUCUCUUUUCCUCCUCACUUAAAUGAUACAUUUCUUCCUUAACUUUACAAUAACUCAGCUGAAAUUUG